Nicotiana attenuata is the source of this 2092-nucleotide messenger RNA. RefSeq names its product TGACG-sequence-specific DNA-binding protein TGA-1A-like. The record is from RefSeq and is a predicted model, not a curated record. Lineage: Eukaryota; Viridiplantae; Streptophyta; Magnoliopsida; Solanales; Solanaceae. Gene Ontology annotation, molecular function: sequence-specific DNA binding; DNA-binding transcription factor activity. The coding region runs from base 302 to 1420 and encodes 372 amino acids. The transcript has 9 exons. Gene Ontology annotation, biological process: regulation of DNA-templated transcription; DNA-templated transcription.
GCCCCUUCCCCUUGCCCCCUUUUUAAACAUCACCCCUCGUAGAAAUUUUCUCUCUGUAUAUACGCACCUCAAAUAUUCAUUCAUAUAUAUACAAGAGUGUGUGUGAUCUUUUGGAGUUGAUGUUAUGCACACAUAAUUGGAGAGCUAUAGUGAGUUCUGAUGUUAUUGGAAUUUUGAUAAGACAUGAAGAUUCUAUUCAUUUUGUUUCGAAUGAAUUAGGAAUUAGAGUUUUUGAUGUUUAUAAGAUUGAGGAAUUAAAGCGGGAAAAAUAAGGUUUCUUGAGGAAUUAAGUCAAAAGACAAUGAAUUCAACAUAUACUCAAUUCGUUGCCUCUAAAAGGAUGGGUAUAUGUGACCCAAUCCAUCAAAUUGGCAUGUGGGGAGAUUUCAAAAGUAGCAGUUUCCCAGAUACGUCGGCGACCUUGAUUCUUGAAGUCGAGAAUUGUCUAGAGAACGAGAUGCCUAUUAUGGAGAAAAGACUACACAAUGAGACAGAGGAACUUUCACAUGGAACAGUUGGAACGUCUAACAGAUAUGAACCAGCAGCACGAAAACCUAUUGAUAAGGUGCUUAGACGUCUCGCACAAAACCGUGAAGCUGCUCGUAAAAGUCGUUUACGGAAGAAGGCCUAUGUUCAGCAGUUGGAAAAUAGUAAACUGAAGCUGCUUCAGUUGGAACAAGAACUAGAACGUACUAGACAACAGGGUCAGUAUGCAGGUGGCAGUUUAGAUGAAAGUCAGAUAGGUUACACUGGAACUGCAAAUUCAGGAAUUGCUGCUUUUGAAAUGGAGUAUGGCCAUUGGGUGGAAGAGCAAGAUAGACAGACAGAUGAAUUAAGGAGUGCUUUGAAUUCUCAAGUUGGUGAAAUUGAAUUGCACCUUCUUGUCGAGGGUUGCUUGAACCACUAUUUUGAUCUAUUUCGCAUGAAAGCUACGGCAGCACAUGCCGAUGUUCUCUUCCUUAUGACUGGCACGUGGAAGACAUCAGCUGAGCGAUUCUUCUUAUGGAUAGCGGGAUUUCGCCCCUCCGAGCUUUUAAAGGUUCUCACGCCAAAUGUGGAGCCAUUGACAGAACAACAACUCCGGGAGGUUUGCAACCUCACCCAAUCCUGUCAACAGGCAGAAGACGCGUUGUCCCAAGGAAUGGUAAAACUCCACCAGAUUCUUGCUGAGGCUGUUGCAGCUGGUACACUAGGUGACGGUAUUAUCCUUCCACAGAUGGCUGCUACCAUUGAGAAGUUGGAAGCUCUAGUUAGAUUUGUAAAUCAGGCAGAUCAUCUUCGCCAAGAAACCCUUCUACAGAUGUCCUGCAUCCUGACUCCGCAACAAUCAGCUCAGGGCCUCCUUGCCUUGGGAGAGUACUUUAAACGUCUUCGUGCUCUAAGCUCACUUUGGACCAGUCGUACUUCUGAAUCAGCAUAAAGAAGCAAGAAAAAACCAUUAUAUGCCACUCAGUGCAUAAUUCAACUCUGCCAAUGAAAGCUGUGCAAGCUAAAAUCUGCAUCUUGCUUAUACCGGUAAAACUAUGAAUAUGGAUAUGCAACAUAAUAUCAGCUUGCGCCCGUUUGGACACUGCUUCGCCCCUGAUUGAAAUCUGUAUAUAAGUUCCGGUAUGCUGUAGUUGGGACUUGAAAUUCGCAUUUCUAUUUUUUUCUUUUCACAUUGGUUUUGCUGAUUGUAAAUUAAUAUGGUCUUGAGAGGUUGUAGACUCGCUUGCCAGAGUCUCGGGAUGAAACUUGCUCCAAGUUGCUGUUAUGGUGCCUCUCUGUAUUUAAUUAGUAUCUAUUAUGGGAGUGUGCAAGCAAUUUUUGAAGCUUUGCAGAUGAACAACUGCUAUAAAAGAAAAAGGCAAUGAUGGCAUGAGCAAUAUUAUGUUGUUACUUAAUGAAUUGUGUUGUGGAAAAUUUGCACAUACAUGUUUACUUGUGUAGAUUUUCAUUCAAAAAGAUUGUUGGUACCAAGUUCAGCUAUGGCAUACUCCAUAAUAUAGUUCACUGUUUAAUCCGAGGCAACGUGCACCAACUCCAGAUUUGCUUCUCCCCUUGUAAUACUUGCCUUGUUUCCAGUUUGAAGGUAAUUGAUAGUUGUCGGCUU